AUGGUCCGCGAGUUCCAUGUCGGCAACCCCAAUGACGCCUCUCUCUACGCUGGAAUCCUGAUCUCCGCCUUCUCCCUUGCCGAGGCCCUGACGGGCAUGUUCUGGGGCGCCCUCUCCGAUCGCGUCGGCCGCAAACCGGUGCUUCUGUUCGGCUGCGCAGGCACAAUGCUGUCCCUCCUCAUUGUCGGCUUCGCCGCCAACUACUGGAUCGCCUUGCUCGGACGAAUUGUGGGCGGCGUCUUGAAUGGCAACAUUGGCGUGAUCCAGACGAUGGUGGGAGAGCUCGUCAAACGACCGGAGCAUGAGCCUCGAGCCUAUGCGGUAAUGCCGUUUGUGUGGUCGAUCGGGACCAUCAUCGGGCCAGCGAUUGGAGGCAUGCUUGCAAAGCCCGUAGAAGGUUUCCCCUCCAUCUUUUCCCCCGACGGCUUAUUUGGCCGCUUCCCCUUCUUGCUUCCCAAUCUCUUUUGUGCUGGUUUACUAUUGCUUAGCAUCAUUGGAGGCGCUGUUUUCCUUCAAGAGACCCAUCCAGACUUCCAGCCAAGGAGUCUUCUUCCCGGGGACAAUGACAACAUGUCGACGGUGGAAACGGCCCUGCUUGCGACAGCGGGCGCCACGGCCAACGCGGGCGCUGACCUGCGUGCGGAAUCCUAUGGAACCUUCAAUCAAGUGGAUAUGCGCCAGGAAGAAAGCUGGCGGGUUCACGCCGAUGGGUCCAAAGCGAAGGAACGACCUUCCUCCCCAGAAGACCAGGCCGUCUUUACGUGGCGGGUGACCAUGCUCGUCAUUGCACUCGGUAUCUUCACCUACCACUCGAUGACCUUUGACCACCUGUUUCCCAUUUUCCUGCAGGACGAGCCCAAAGGCGUCACUCUCUUCGAUCACUUUUCGCCGCUCCAUAUCCCUGGUGGACUAGGCCUUUCGACCCGAACGGUGGGUCUGGUAAUGUCCGUCGACGGCCUGAUUGCUCUCUUCAUCCAGAGUGUCGUCUUUCCACCAUUGGCAGAUUGGCUAGCCGUGUGGAGACUCUUUGUCCUAGUUACUGUCCUACAUCCCAUCACCUACUUUAUUGUUCCAUUUCUCGUCUUCCUUCCGCGCAACCUUCUCUUCCCUGGGAUUUACACCUGUCUGGUCAUUCGGAACAUCCUUUCCAUCAUCGCCUAUCCUGUUCUCCUGAUCCUCAUCAAGCAAGCCAGUCCCUCCACCACGGUGCUGGGAAAGAUCAAUGGACUCGCUGCAUCGGCGGGUGCUGCCUGCCGGACCAUCGCCCCUCCCGUGGCCGGUUUCUUGUACAGUACUGGCUCUCAAAUUGGCUGCACUGCCAUUGCCUGGUGGGGAAGUUCCUUCGUCGCCUUGAUUGGCAGCUUGCAGCUCUGGUUCAUGGACCGGAGAAAAGACGGAUCUGUCACGGUGAGAUCGGCAGCGCCAUGCCUUGCCGGCCGUCGUCCAUCGUCAGCGAACCAUCAUGAUGUCAUCCGUAUCAUUGUGACCGAGCCCGAUUCCUAUCCAUGUAGCGAGCCUUGA
Rasamsonia emersonii CBS 393.64 is the source of this 1521-nucleotide messenger RNA. RefSeq names its product MFS transporter. Gene Ontology annotation, molecular function: transmembrane transporter activity. The coding region runs from base 1 to 1521 and encodes 506 amino acids. The transcript has 3 exons. Gene Ontology annotation, biological process: transmembrane transport. The record is from RefSeq and is a predicted model, not a curated record. Lineage: Eukaryota; Fungi; Ascomycota; Eurotiomycetes; Eurotiales; Trichocomaceae.